Messenger RNA from Myxocyprinus asiaticus (Chinese sucker), 9024 nucleotides. RefSeq names its product transcriptional activator GLI3-like. NCBI's taxonomy places the organism in Eukaryota, Metazoa, Chordata, Actinopteri, Cypriniformes, Catostomidae. Bases 359 to 5254 code for a protein of 1631 amino acids. Gene Ontology annotation, biological process: regulation of transcription by RNA polymerase II; smoothened signaling pathway. The transcript has 15 exons. Gene Ontology annotation, molecular function: RNA polymerase II cis-regulatory region sequence-specific DNA binding; DNA-binding transcription factor activity, RNA polymerase II-specific. Gene Ontology annotation, cellular component: nucleus. The record is from RefSeq and is a predicted model, not a curated record.
ACAGUCUUUAUUGCGAUAAACAUUUAGGAGUUUCACGAGUCGCAGUACUUUUGGUGGUGGUCUUUAGGUAUGUAGGCAAAGACAGGGCGUUAGUUUAGUGCUCGGGCUGCCCCUGCCAAGCGCACUUAAGAAAGAAAGGGAAGACUAGGGAAGAAAGAAAAAGAGAAAUCUCAGCAGAGCAGUUUUGGAGUUUUAAGUGAAGAAGCGAAGAGUCGCUCUCAUUCUGCAGCAAGCAUCUGCGCACGAGCGAGAAGAAAGUCUUCGAGGAGAGGAAAGAAAAGUUUCGGAACAAGUGGAGGGAAGUCACCUUCGGACGAGUAUUUUGUCUUGAUGUGGUACUGAGGAAUGCACAGUUGUCAUGGAAACCCAGUCCCAGACCAGUUCUGCAGCAGAGAAGAAGAAGAGAGUGGAGACCAUCGUAGCCACCAAGAGCGCAUCCUCCCGCACAGACAUCAGUGAGAAGGCCGUGGCCUCCAGCACUACCUCCAACGAGGAUGACAGUUCAGGUUCCCCGUAUCAUCGUGAAAGACGUAAUGCCAUCGGUGGGCAGACCACAGUUCUGGGCACAUCAGCUGGAAAACUGAGCGAGGAACCAUCCACCUCUACAGAAGAGCGCCCCCAAUUGGUGAAGAAAGAACUUCACAGCUCCCUGCCCCACCUUGCGGACCACACCCUGCCCUACCGGGGGACGCUGUUCACCAUGGACCCUCGAAAUGGUUACCUGGACCCCCAUUAUACUCCACCUCAGUUCUUUCCUGCUUUUCAUCCUCCGGUACCCAUCGAUGAUAGACACACACAAGGCCGGUACAUUUACGAACCUUCACCAGUACCUCCGCUUCACAUGCCUCCUGCAUUGGCAGCAAGCCCUGCAUUUUCGGAUAUCUCCCUCAUCCGGAUCUCGCCGCAUCGGAACCCUUCGGUGGGGGCGGAGUCGCCCUUUAACCCUCCACACCCAUACAUUAACCCCUACAUGGAUUACAUCCGCUCGCUGCACAGCAGUCCCUCACUCUCCAUGAUCUCUGCAGCCAGAGGCCUCAGUCCUGCAGAUGUACCCCACACUGGUUUGACCACAGCAGAGUAUUACCACCAGAUGGCCCUGCUUGCAGGUCACCGCAGUCCCUAUGCUGACAUCAUUCCCUCGGUUGCAUCCACAACUGGGCCUGCAAGCAAUGCCCUGCACAUGGAGUACCUGCAGGCUAUGGAAGGUUCUCGGUUUCCCAGUCCUAGGCUCACAGCCCGGCCCAGCAGAAAACGUCCCCUUCCCAACUCCCCUCUGCCUGACCCCAACUUUGACCUGCAGGCUAUGAUUCGCAACUCACCCAACUCUCUAGUCACCAUCCUUAACAAUUCCCGCUCUAGCUCAUCCACCGGUGGAUCAUACGGACACCUCUCAGCCGGCACCAUCAGCCCUGCAUUGAGUUUUGCAUAUCCUCCAACCCCCGUAGCACUGCAGAUGCAUCAGCAGCUGAUCAGCCGGCAACCAGGCAUCGUAGGUUCUGCGUUCGGGCACAGUCCGCCCCUCAUACACCCAGCUCCUGCUUUUGCCACCCAGAGACCGUUACCAGGCAUUCCCCCCUCCAGUCUGGCACCUACAGAACGUUCCACUGCCUCAACAGACUCACAGAGUAAACCCACCAGUGAGUCGGCUGUAAGCAGCACAGGGGACCCCAUGCACCACAAACGCUCCAAACUCAAACCAGAAGAAGAGCCCCCCAGUCCUGGAGCCAUUAGUGUGCAGGAACAAACGGAUGGAAUGACUCUGGUAAAAGAGGAGGGUGACAAAGAGGAGGGCAAGCAGGAGCCAGAAGUGGUAUAUGAGACCAAUUGCCACUGGGAGGGAUGCUGCAGAGAGUUCGACACUCAAGAGCAGCUCGUACAUCACAUAAAUAAUGACCAUAUCCAUGGAGAAAAGAAGGAGUUUGUGUGUCGCUGGGAGGAGUGCUCAAGAGAGCAGAAACCCUUUAAGGCCCAGUACAUGCUGGUGGUGCACAUGCGCAGACACACAGGAGAGAAGCCACAUAAAUGCACGUUUGAAGGCUGUUCAAAGGCUUAUUCCAGACUGGAGAACCUGAAGACUCACUUGCGCUCACACACAGGAGAGAAGCCCUAUGUGUGUGAGCAUGAAGGCUGCAACAAAGCCUUUUCAAAUGCGUCAGACCGAGCCAAACACCAGAACCGCACACACUCCAAUGAGAAACCCUAUGUGUGUAAAAUCCCUGGUUGCACUAAGCGAUACACUGACCCCAGUUCUUUACGGAAACAUGUUAAAACUGUACAUGGUCCUGAAGCCCAUGUCACCAAGAAACAACGUGGGGAUACAUACCCUCGAGCCCCACCCCAGCCCCGAGAGCCUGGAGGUAAUGGACAGGGCCGGUCACCAGGGCAACUGCCCCUCGGAGUUAUUACUGACCAAAGGGAGUACAACCACUCUACCUCAAAACAAGAAGAAUGUCUACAAGUCAAGUCAAUCAAGACAGAGAAGCCCAUGACGUCUCAGCCAAGCCCUGGCAGUCAGUCUUCAUGCGGCAGUAACCAGUCCCCCAGCGGCCCCCAUUUCGGCCGUGGAGUCCAGCUUACUAUGAGCAGCAUUGUGCUUGCGGGGGAGGCGACAGUGCUUGAGGACCAGGAAAAUGAAGAGGAGGAAGAGGAUGAGGAAGGAGAGGGAGAGGAGGAGGAUGCCCCCAUCAUGGACUCUACAGUAUCCACUGCAACAGCCAUGGCGGCAACACUAGCUUUCCAGGCUCGCCGAAGUGUAGGACGGCCCUUACGUUGGAUGGAGCAUGUUAAGAUGGAGAGGUUAAGGCAGGUUAACAGAGCUGUGCCUAGGCUAGGACAUCUGUCCCCUACACCACCCCCUAAAGGCCAGGCCCUGCCUGCCCUCACAGGGAAGGGUUCAUGCCUUGGUAGGAGUAUUUCUGUGGGGGCACCAGUGCCCCAGCCUCCUCUGCGUCCUGAGCCAUCCAACACAGAGCUGACAGUGCUGAGUUUGCUGAGUGAGCGCCGAGACAGCAGUGGCAGUGCCACCAGCUCAGCCUACUUAAGUAGCAGCCGUCGUUCUUCUGGCAUCUCCCCCUGUUUCUCCAGCCGCCGCUCUAGCCAGGCCUCUCAGUCUGAGCAUAGCCAACAUCGACGUCUCCACAACCUCAGCGCCACUGACUCUUAUGACCCUAUCUCCACCGAUGCCUCCAGACGCUCCAGUGAGGCCAGCCAGUGUGGAGGAGGUGGAGGUUCAGGUGGGGUGGUGCUUGGUGGAAGCUGGGGUGGUGGAAGUGGAGGUAUUGGAGGAAGUGGGAUGGGAACAAGAGGUGUUCUGAACCUCACUCCAGCACAACACUAUCACCUGAAGGCCAAGUAUGCAGCUGCUACAGGUGGGCCUCCUCCCACACCCUUGCCCAAUAUGGAACAAAUUAGCCUAAAAACUCACAUGUCUAUGAUGGAAGACAGGCAGGGUACAAACCAGCUCACACUACCACCGCUGGUUAGGCCACGUCGCUGCAGUGAUGGUACGCAACAUGUGCAUGGCAGCCACACAGUAUAUCAACGAAGAGGUCUGUACCCUGGUGAAGGUCCAGGCAAUGGUGAUAGGAGAGCCAGUGACCCUGUGCGGACACGGGAUCCUAGUGCUUUUGGGUUGCCACAGGUACAGCGUUUCAGCAGUCUGAAUAACUUGAAUUCCUUACCACAUCAAGCUGGUAAUAAUUUCUCAGAUAGAGAAGAUUUGGGUCUGAGCCUGCAGAACUACACCUGCCCACCUGGAAGCUUUCAGAGGAGUCUGCACUCUCCUUGCCCUCCAAGCAUCAUGGAACAAUCAGCACUUGAGGACUUGGCCAUGGACCAGGAUGGUAUUCUGUUAAAUCCAGAUGAAGACAUCUUGCCGGACGACUUGCUGCAGUAUCUUCGCUCCCAAGAUCAAGAAUGGGCUAAUAACCAGGAAAACCAUUUGAGUGAUUCCAGUCCCCAUAGAUCCAAAUUUAAACAAGAUACUGCAGAUGCCCAGAAUUUCCUCAGUCCACAACAGCAGCAGGGAGCACCAGAAGGGGAACACAUCAGUAAGGACGUAAUGCCUAUCCAAUGGAAUGAAGUGAGCUCUGGCAGUGCUGAUGUUUCUCCUCCCAGACAGCAGUCUCAGAGGUGCGGGAGAUGGUCGGACAGGAGUGGCAUAAUAGGCAACCCUUUUGGUCGCUAUGAAAACAUGGUUGUGCAGCAACAACAACCACAUACAGAUUUCAUAGGUCAGCACUCAACUCUUCAUAGAGGUGCCCAACACAUGGAAGACAUGAGCUAUAGGUGCAGACAUCCAGACCAACAUAUCCCAAAGCCUACCCAACAGCAGUCCUUCAGGAUGGAUUCAAGCAUUAAGAUAGAGUCUUCCUCAACCUCUCAUCUAGAAUCAAGGCACAGCAAUUUUGGUCGACCAGACUUCUCUCAUAUCUCUUUGGGCCCCAUCCAUCCUAGCUGUGCCCAGCAGACAACUGCAUCACAAGCUCACCCCCAGCAAAACCACACAAUCACACAUCAAAUAAGUGGCAACUUUCUGCUGCAAAGACCAGCUAAUUACAGCUUGUCUCCUGCAUCAUCACUGCCUCAUCAUCCCCAGCCUCCUAUGACACAUCCACCUGUCAACAAUGGCCACAUAGGACUGUAUCAUACUCAGUCCUACUCCACUCAGCAGAUUAUCAAUGGUCAUAAUGCUCUGUCAUGCCAGCAGCAAAGCUUAAGUAAUGGAAAUAGUGCCAAUUGCUCCCUUGCCAAUCAGGUUUCUGGGCUGAAGCUGGAGGCAAAUGAUCACUUUCAAACCAACACUUGCUCUUCCAUUCAGCGACAACAGCCAGCAUUUAUUGCUGAGUGUUUUGACCCAGCAGAGUCCAAAACAUCCUCACAUAACAUAGCACAGUCAUGUCUAAUGGAGUCCUUGACAGCAGAGACUGAAACGUCUUCGGAGGCCCUUCUGUCCCCAGGGGUUGAUCAGGUGACCAGCACAGUUGACGGCAGCACAGGUGUCCUAGAUAAUGUGGGUUUAGGUAUCUGUUCCAUCCUUGAGGAUGGCUUUGAGCAGGGUAGUCUGGUGUCUGAAAUUAUCAGUCCCAGUGUUCUACAGGGUCUAUCUCGGACAUCCUCUCGACUGACUACUCCUCGUCUUUCAGCUACAUUUCACAGCAUACAUUCAGGAACUAACAACAUGGCAAUUGGUGACAUGAGCUCCCUCCUCACCACCCUCGCAGAAGAAAGCAAAUUUCUGGCUAUUAUGCAGUAGUCUGUGAACUCCCCCAGCAGAAAAAAGCAGAAGAAUGGUAAUAAAUGAAACAAAUAAAUGAUAUUGGGCAUGUAAAAAUGCAAAAAUAUAAAAUUCUAUUACUUUAGACUCAUUAAAGUAGUUUAAUAGGGGAGGUUAAAUAUUGGCACACAAGUGUAUUUUGUGUAUGUGUGUGUGUGUGUGUGUGUGUGUGUGUGUGUGUAUAUAUAUAUAUAUAUAUAUAUAUAUAUAUAUAUAUAUAUAUAUACUGUACAUACAGGGUUGGGGAGUAACGGAAUACAUGUAAAGGGAUUACGUAUUUAAAAUACAAAAUAUAAGUAACUGUAUUCCACUACAGUUACAAUUUAAAUCACUGGUAUUUAGAAUACAGUUACAUUCAAAAAGUAUUUUGAUUACUGAAGAGAUUUCUUUGCAUUUUAUUGUCAUUUGUUUCAUUUAAUAUUUAGUCCUUUCAGAUGGAAAACAUUUAUACAUAUAAAUGAUGCGAUCCAAAGUGCAUUUGAACAGCGGUGAAACACUUUCUUACGAUGUGUUACAUUCAUACGAGCAGACAGAGAAGUAAGUUUUAAGUAAGUUUGGAGCAAAAGAAAUAGAAAUAAACUUUGUGUAAAUUGUCAGCUUUACGCUAAGCUAAAAUGCUAUUUCUAGCCAUUUUACAUGCAUAUGUUACCAGGCACGAUCAUAUUUUUUAUCAAGAAAAUUCACGUUAGAUCAUAAUUUCUUUUUUCUAGUAAGACCUUUGAUAUUAGGUCAAAAAUCAUAUUCUUGAUGCUAAUUUUUUUUAUUGUUUUCCUUUAAAAAUAUCUAAAAAUCCUUAAAACAAGAUCAAUUAGAUUUAUCUUGUUUCAGAAACAACACUGCAUAAGAUAUUUUGUUUUUUCAGAGAAUGUAUUUUUAACAUGUGUAUUUUGUCUUACUGUACUGGCAGAGUUUUUAUAGUCAAAACAAGUGAAAAAAAUCUACCAGUGCUGAAGAAGUAAUCCAAAUUUUUUAGAAUAUAUUACUGACCUUGAGUAAUCUAACGAAAUACAUAACAAAUUACAUUUUACAGCAUGUAUUGUGUAAUCUGCAGUGGAAUACAUUUCAAAAGUAACCCACCCAACCCUGUGUGUGUGUGUAUAUAUAUAUAUAUAUAUAUAUAUAUAUAUAUAUAUAUAUAUAUAUAUAUAUAUAUAUAUAUAUAUAUACUGUAUAUACUGAUAUACUGUACAGUAGUUAUUCCGUUUCUGGAAUAGAAUAAUUUGAAAAGCCCUUCUUUUAUAUUGCUGUAUGAUGAUGGCAGCAGAAGACUCUAGUCUUCUUCCCAUCACAUUGAAACAGUAUUUCAUGUGUUGUUCUAUUUUUAUGUUUUGUUGUACACUGUUGCUUUAAGUGCAUGUUAUUUUUUGUUACGCAGUGUCCACUAAACUGAGUAAAUUAACUUGGAUUGUGUACAGUAUCUUUAUUUUUGAGUACAUUAUCUGCUAAAGAGAUGGUGUGAGUACGCACAGACUCAUCUUGCAUCAGGUUGAGGUCAAAUAUCAAUCUUAGCAGGCCCAAGUGUCAUAUUUUGAUUAUUCACAUUUUCGUUUGCAAGUGUCUUAUAUCGAUGAUGUUGAGGUGAUUUCAUGUCUUACCAAAUAUUUGACCAAUUUUUCCAACAUGGCAUUGAGCCCAAGUAAUAAAGACCAUUUUGUUGUAUGAAGGUACAGCAAGUGUGGAAUACAACACAGGAGCUGAAAAUUCUUGAUCUUGAUUUAGCUAACUGUAAGCCUGUAAAUAAAUGUUAAUAUACUUCUCUUUUUUAUAUUUUACAUUUUUCAUUUUGCAUCAUGCCGAUCACAUUCUUUUUGAUUGGUGCUGACAGUGAGCAGUGCAUUAUGUGACAACUGUGGAUAAAAUAAAACAAACACUGUGUCAUUUGUUGUCAUCAAUCUCAACAUAUCGCUUAUUGCACAACAAAUUAAAAAUUAGUGGCCAAAAUGUGUUGAAAACAUUGGUAUCAAUUAAUGUUUAAAUAUAUCUAAAUGUACAAGUGAUUUUAUUUGUUAUUUUGUUUAUAACAGUUGUGUACUGUUUUUGUCACAGCAGUGCAGUGAAUCCGUAGUGAGAUAUCAUUUAUGUCUUGGUUUUCUAGAUCAACAUGUUUCUCUAUUUACCCAUUUGCAAUUUAAUAAGUGAUAUGAAUACUUAUAAAAGAUCAAGACACAUCAAGCUCCACUACAAGAGCUAAAAGAUUUUUAGCAGUAUUAAAACUAUCGUGCAGUUUCUACCUGCAUUUGUACAGUUCUUUUUAAAGGCAUACUCUAGUAAUUUGUUUUUGUAUGGUAUUUUGAACUUUUUCUGUAGCUGUGUAUCAGUGUCUUGCUUUUUUUUUAUUUUUAUUGAUAUGACUCAUUCCCAUUGGAAAGGACUAAAGGGUUUGGGCCUAAGGUAUGUGCCUUAUUGAUGCCUGUCCAUACAAAAGAAACACUGCCAAUCUUUUUAUAAGGAAUUACAGAAAAUAAAAUGUAUAUUAAAACUGUGGCAGGAGUCCUAUAACUUAACAUGUUACACAAUAUGUUACAUUAUGUUAGUGGGGCAUUGAGAAAUGUGAGAUCUGUAAAGAAUGUGGCAGAACAUUGUUUAUUGUUGUUGUAGUUUUUUUUUUUUUUUUUUUUUUUUUACUAAAAAAUUUUUUUACUAAAUUUGUUUUUCCUUUAAUUGUUUAUGAUUGUAAAUAUUUUAAACAUAUUUGUUCUGUAGACUAUAGCGAAGAGUUUAGAUGGCAUCAGGGCAGGGGUCAGAAUUAGUAAUAUCCUAAUCCUAUAAAGCAGGAAUCCCUAGGCCCUGUCUUAAAUUCAAACAGAGGGAUCAAAAUGGAGUAACGGUGCCUAGCACCCCCAGACUGGGAGCAAAGUCUCAAUGCUCUUUUUAUAUCAGAUUACAAAAAAUGUUUGUAUGAUUUUAAUAAAAAAAAAAAAAAAAAUCAAAAUAUACAAAGGAUGUCUUGGCUUAUCUUUUAAAUUUGUCAUGUUUGAAAAAUGAGGACACAAUAAAUGAAUCUUUAUUACUAUACAUUGAAGGGAUGAUAAUAAGCAGCGCUUAAUCCUUGUGCACCCUUCAUUAUGGGUGCAUUCUUGAGGCCUUUGGGUUCAAAUUUCACCCCAAACAAUAACAGUGUAUUUUUGUACCAUAAUCAUGGAUGAUUUUUUUUUUUUUAAACAAAUGUAAUAACACUAAUUUCACUAAUUAAAAAACUCUAGAGUUGUGCAGUUUAAAUUACUAAACUACACCAUUAAUUUUCAUAUAAAAUAAGAACAUUUUAUGUCACAUUCACUUCAGUGAAGAUCUACAUUUCUCAAUUUAAUUUAGGGGUAAAAACUAAACAAAUUUUUCUUUUUUAUUAAAAUGUCCUGAAAUUAUACAAUUAUAACCAGUAGAUUGCUGCAGAGGUCCACUCAUUUUAGAUCUUAUCACAAGUUCUGCAUUUGGAUAUAUAUUUAGACAUUAGCAAAGACAUAAAAAAUAAAAAAAAUCACUAUUUUUGUCAAAGUUAAGAUUUUUCUUUUUCUUUUUUUUUUUUAGGUUUUUAUUUUUAUUUUUUAGUUGUUUUUUUUUUUUUUUUUAAGUGGCAGUUUUUGCAAUGAUGCCACAUUAUGAUUACAAACCAUGGUAUUACAAAGAGAAGACUUAAGAGUACAAUUUUUGUUACCUACUGUAUCAUUUAUUUCAAACAUCCCAAUUCAAUAAAUCAAUAGAAUAAAUUAAUAAAAAAUGUCAAUAAAUCAACAGCAAUAAACAGAAAUGAA